AUGCACCGGGCCACACCAUCUCCGGCGCCGCGGCAUUCGACCCCGUCGCCGCCUCCGGGAACUUCCAGUGAGGCGAUGGCCGAGGCCACCGCGGCGGCAACAAUUAUGAGUGCCAACCAGUUCAAGCUACUGUACCUCAUCAGUCUGUACGCCGUGGCGUCCAACUCUACUCGCCAGAAUGAACGCUGGAUUCGACACGUACCUCUGCUGGUGCUGAUGUUUGAGGGCAUCCUCUGUGACGCCUUCGAUUUUGACUACGCCCCAGCUUCAAUGCGCCUAUCCUUCAAGGGCAAGACGCUGCGACGCUGGAUUAACUUUUCACGAGAAGGCAAAGCGGCAAUUGAUGAUCUCUGGGCGCUGCGCCUUAUCAACGGACUCAAACUCUCUAGUGACGAUUUCCAGCCCAUUACAGCGUACCAGGUUUCGAUAAAGGGGCAAUUAGCACUGCGUCUGCUACCUCGAUAUUUCCAGGACACUGUGGAUGCCUUCCUGUAUCCCCCAGCACCACUGGAGCGACGACUGCUUGUUGCUCGAUACGACGGGCAACAUUUUGUUCUACGGUCAGGAGGCUUCAGCAAGCGCAGUAGUAUCACAGAGAGCGACGACGUAUCGUAUGUAUCAAGUCCGUUCUUACCACGUUGUCUUCGAUCGCGGUCUGGUGGGUACUAUAAGGUUCAGGAGCGAAGUAACGCGGAUAGAGCUCGAGAGUGCGCCUUGGGGGCCACUAGUAUCACCAAAACAACGUCCGAAGCUCUGACGUUAGGAGACGUUUACGCACUCAUCGGUGAGUGGGUUCCCUUCGGCACGAACCAAAUUGUAGCGUUGAAUGAGCGUAUGGGAGUGUUGGAUCGAUGUCAGGGUGGGAUUCUCACGAGUUGCGUGGACAGUAAUCCCACUGACACGCAGUUUCGCGUCCCUGUAGGACAGACACAGGUCCGGGUUCUGGACUAUGACUUUGUGCGCUUCACCAACUUUGAAGCGGAGAGCCAUUUCCCAGAGACCCCGGGGAUCGUACAGAUUGAGAAUUUUGGCAUGCACCUGAAUAGCGAUGGCUCGCUCAUUUACGGCAUCAAAGUGGAGGCCAUCAUGGAUCGAUUGGGCGACGACGUGGCUAUUGACCACCUCUCGCGCCUUCUAGUGGACGUACAUCAGGACUCGUCCAUGCUGGUGAAUGACCUUCUCUCUCGCUAUCAAUUGAGUCUACUAGAAAUGCUCUAUCUCGGAGACUCUUUCCAACGCAAUAAGUACAACUGUAUACUUAGCAAACAGAUCCAGCCCAAGUUACCGGCACAGGCCUAUGUUUGUGAUCCUCGCUACGCUAACGAACUCGCCCAAGUACUCGGAGAUAUUCACGCCAGCCACGACUUAACUCCGGACGACGUGCUAGUAGUGGGGAAAGCUGGCUGUUUGUUCUCCGGUCCCAAUGUGUUUCGAUACGAACACGUCUUCACGUCCUACGUCGGUCUAGUAUGUCGUGAUAUUUUCAUCAAGAAUUUCUUUGCGAGAACUUUCGUACUAGACGCAACACUGAAGGAAAUCCGGCAGCUGAUUCACCGAGUGCAUCGCGAACCGGCAACUGUCUUGCUAGUCCGUGAGAAGCUCUCGGCCGUCUCGAAAGACACGAUUCUACUAGCUGAGACGCUCGAGUACCUCUUAGACUCGCUCGAGAACGUCGAUCUCUCACCUUCUCAUUGCUCCGAUGACCUUGAAGACAGUGGAGAUGAAACUAUUGAUGGCGUCAGAAGGCGAACAUUUCUCGGUUCACCGGAAUCGGAUGUGGACGCAAAGCUGUUCCAGGUCUUAGCAUUGCCGCAGCUCAAGGCGCAGACGAUCAUGCGGUGCCAUGACUCGAUUAAGCUGAUGGAGAACACAAUGCUGCAACUGGAGCAACUCCAGAUGAUCGCUGAGUCGACUGCAACAAACCAGCUUGAGGUGGCGUGCUCACGUGUAAACUUGAAUACGCGCGCACUGAUGACGGCGACGGCACACCAAACCAGAAUGUCCGUAACACUUCAGGCCCUACAGUACUUUGUUGGCGGUAUUUUCCUGUUCGACGUGAUCGAUCGACUUACUGGAGGUACAUGGAACGGUCACAUCCCAGUGUGGGCGAUGAAAUCCCUCAUCAACCCAGUCCUCCACCACCCGCUUCUCUGGUUUGUCAUCAAUCUGUUGAUCUUUGCGGCGUUUGUUGCGGCGUUGAAGUUGGUAUCCGAUUGGAUCAUACGGUGCUCACUUGGUUGGUGUGAAGCAUCUUACGAAGUCAAUAGAAGAAUUUCGCCCGCUAAACUCGACGCGUAUCUAAAACCUCGAGGCGCCAGUCGAUUCCGACUGUUGAAAUGGCAGGAAACAGAUGCAGCGCUCUGGGGAGGCGUCCUGCCUGAGAUUGAACUCUCUUUUGACGAUAGGCACGGGUUUCUACUGUUCGUAUUACUGCGUUUUGAUGGCAAACGUUCAUCGCGAAUAUUAGAAGAAGAGUGCUACCAGAGAUUUUUGGAGAUUUUCACGCGGGCUGAGAUUCUGCUGGAAGACCCGCUGCCAUGA
Messenger RNA from Phytophthora infestans T30-4, 2541 nucleotides. RefSeq lists its product as uncharacterized. Bases 1 to 2541 code for a protein of 846 amino acids. The transcript has 2 exons. The record is from RefSeq and is a predicted model, not a curated record. NCBI's taxonomy places the organism in Eukaryota, Oomycota, Peronosporomycetes, Peronosporales, Peronosporaceae.